AUGCAUAUUUUAUAUUCCUGCGUUUGUCCAAAAUUGGUUGUAUUACAUGAUAAUAUGAAUGAUGAAACUACAAUUCAUAGACCUGAACAAUAUCACAAGUUAAUAGUUGGUACGACUUUCAUUGCAAUUUAUCAACCUGAGGAUUUUGAACAGCGUAAAGCCUAUUAUCAUGCAAAACGUCCGACAAACUAUGUAUUUAAAAUACAAAUAGCUUGUGACUUUCAUCAUCGAGUAGUACAUGUAUCCAAAGGAUAUCCAGGUAGUGAACAUAAUAUUACGAUUCUAAGAGAAUCAGGUCUAUUAGAACAAACACAAGAAGAUGUCCAAAUCAUUGCUGAUAAAGGAUAUAUCGGUGAACAAUAUGUUAUUAUACCAAGAAAAAAACCUCAUGGUGGUAAUUAA
This is a messenger RNA of Rotaria sp. Silwood1, 402 nucleotides long. Lineage: Eukaryota; Metazoa; Rotifera; Eurotatoria; Philodinida; Philodinidae. The record is from the annotation of a GenBank genome assembly.